AUGAAGUUGCAGUGCAUCGGCGAUUUGCAUUUGUUUAGAUCCUUGUUGGUGUGCUUGCUGGCCAUUGGCUGCCUGGCUGACGUUUCGCUGGCGAAACAUCAUAAGCACAAGCGCCACUACGACGCAUCUGAGGAGGAUCAUCAUUAUCUGCCGCCGGUUGAGCGCGAUCCGGAGCCACAUUAUCACAGGCACAAGCACACCAGGGAACGCGUUGUGGAUCAUGAACCCAAGCGUGUGGAUCAUUAUCAUCACUAUGACAAGAAACCGGAGGUGCAGAAUCGACACAUUCAUUACCAGGAUGUCAAUUCACAACUCCGCACCUCGACUAUCCUUCCAGCAGCAUCCGGCAUCAUUACGCGACGUGCGCGUCCCAAUCGUGUGACCUACGCGAGUGCUCCAAACUCCGUGUUCCAUACGCAGAUCAAUGUGCAGUCCCAGGACUCUGAGCUAAACUCCCAGAUACGCCCAGAUCCAGUUGUUGGCAUUGCUCCAGCUGGAGUGCAAGUGCCCGUAGGCACAUUACUUCCUGGAAGUCAGUUACCGAUUGGAUUGCCCGCAGGAGCUCAAUUACCUACCGGUGGUCAGUUGCCUACAGGAACUCAACUGCCUGCUGGCGGUCAGUUGCCUACAGGAGCUCUGCCACCUGGUGGUCAAUUGCCCACAGGAGCUCAAUUGCCGACUGGUGCGCAGUUGCCAGCGAAUACUUUACCCAAUUGCCAGAAUCCAGUUGCCGGCAAUCCGCCCACUGGUUGUCGUGUAGUCGAUCCUCCUGGGGGUCAGUUACCCACAGGAGCUUUGCCACCUGGCGGUCAAUUGCCAACAGGAGCCGAUCCACCUGGUGGACAGUUGCCAGCAAAUGGUUCACCACCAGGAUUCCCACCAGGCGGCCAGUUACCAGCUAACGGACUGCCAAAUGGAGGACAAUUGCCAGCUAAUGCACUACCUAAUGGACAGCCAAAUGGUGGACAGUUACCUGCAAAUGCAUUCCCAUCAGGAAGUCAGUUACCAACCAAUGCAUUCCCAGCUGGAGGACAAUUGCCAGCCAAUGCACAGCCUGCUGGCUUUCCGGCUGGAGGUCAAUUGCCAGCCAAUGCAUUUCCAGCAGGAGGGCAGUUGCCAACUAAUGCGCAGUUAAAUGGUGGAAACGGAAACGGUUUUCCAGCUGGCGGCCAACUGCCAACGAAUGCUUUUCCAGGUGGUAGGCCAUUGGGCAAUGGUAAUCAACUUGGCGUGGGUUUCACUGUUGGCAAUGGCAAUGGCAAUCUCAAUGGCGGUGCUCAGCUUGGACUCCCCCAAGGAUUUAGUAAUCAAAAUCUAUUUAUUCCUGCAGUUAACACGCAGCUGCAACUUGGACAAGUGCCAUUGAUUGCUGCUCCUCAGCCAGCCGUUGCGCCACGUCCCAGCUCGGUGUUGAUUCAAUUUGAUCCAGCUGUUGGCGGCCAAUUACCUGCUCAGGCAAAUGUUGGCGUCAAUCCCAAUCAGUUGAUACCACUUAUUGGUACUCAAAUUGGGAAUGGGCAACAGCCAAUUGCCCAGCUAACCACAGCGCCUCUACAAAAUCAAUUGAAUCCCAUUUUUGGUGUGCAAUUGGGAACUGGACAACAACCCAUUGGCGGUAAUCCGAAUGGGUUUAAUCCAGUGUUUGGUGGUCAGUUGCCGACAGGAGCUCAAGCACCUACGAAUGCUGAUCCUAAUAACGUUUUAGGUGGUCAGUUGCCUGCAGGAGCGCAAGCUCCCACGAAUGGAAACCCAAAUCCUGUUUUUGGAGGACAGUUACCCACUGGAGCUCAAGCACCAACGAAUGGUCCGGUUUUUGGAGGGCAGUUACCAACUGGAGCUCAAGCACCAACAAAUGGUAACCCAAAUCCAAUCUUGGGUGGACAGUUACCAACCGGUGCUCAAGCACCAACAAAUGGCAAUCCUAAUCCAGUUUUUGGAGGACAGUUACCAACCGGAGCUCAAGCUCCAACAAAUGGCAAUCCAAAUCCUGUCUUUGGCGGCCAAUUGCCAACAGGAGCUCAAGCACCCGCUAAUGCUGAUCCAAAUAACGCCUUUGGUGGUCAAUUACCUACAGCAGCUUUUGUGCUAAACACAGGCAAUCCAAAUGGUGCUCAAUUGGCAACCACAGCUCAACUGACAGGCAAUACCAAUCUGCUUGUUGCAAAUGGCCAACGUUUGACUAGGCGUCGACGCGUUGGACGUCAACGCGUGCGAUCCAACUACCAAGGCCUCAAUGUGGUUAAUGGCAAUGUGUUCGGUCAGCCCGAUAUACAAGGACCGACCAACGCUGUGGGCAAUCAACAGGAUACAAACAUUAUCGAUGGCAACUUCUAUAGUUAUCCAAUUGCUUAUCAACGUAGACUUCGAUUGAAUGGCAAUAGUCGUGUUUUACUAACCGAUGGCGAUUAUGUGGAUGACUAUGAUACAACACCUGACGUUGGCUUAGCAGCCAGCACUCCCGAGUUGUCAUAUGCAGCUCCAGACAGCAAAGCAGCUCCCAACAAGACAGAUCACGAAACAGCUGCCUCCAAUCAUGCCACAGAAUAUCGUGACGAUGGUUAUCACUACAAGAAUCCAAGACGCACUACAUAAAUCAAUGUUGAACAUUCAUUUUUAUGUUAAUUAAUAAGUAAGAGCAAAUGCUAAAAGAGCAGACAGAAAAGUAAA
This is a messenger RNA of Drosophila sulfurigaster albostrigata, 2667 nucleotides long. Its product is annotated as basic proline-rich protein. The transcript has 3 exons. The coding region runs from base 1 to 2592 and encodes 863 amino acids. The record is from RefSeq and is a predicted model, not a curated record. NCBI's taxonomy places the organism in Eukaryota, Metazoa, Arthropoda, Insecta, Diptera, Drosophilidae.